AUGGUCUAUAUUUUUUCAGUAGGACAUUGGUCAGACUUUAAUUCACAAGUUGCCUCUAAUAAUGAUCUCAGCAGUUUGUUCAAACAGUUACCAGAAUUCCUUCUUUCGUCCAAGGCUGCGAGUACUCAGAAGAAAUAUAGAUAUGCCUUCAAUUCAUGGUGUAAGUGGACUAGUCAAUAUUCUUUUUCACCAUUGCCAGCAUCUCAUUUACAUAUUUCUUUAUAUUUAAUUCAUUUGUCUGAAACUGCAAAAUCGGUUUCAAAAUUAAAUGAUGCUUUUUACGCCAUAAAAUGGGCACAUAAAUUAGCUGGCGUUGCUGAUCCCAGUGAAAAUAAUCUAGUUGCAUCUGUUCUUGAAGGGGCUCAUAGAAAAAUAGGUCAUUCAGUUGUCAAAAAAGAACCUAUCACACCACAUAUUUUGAAAAAUAUUGUAUGUAAAUAUGCUAAUAAUACUUGUAAUUUAAAAGAUGUAAGAAUAGCAUGUAUGUGUUUAUUAGCCUAUGCUGGCUUUUUAAGAUUCUCCGAGUUAGCUAACUUGAGAAGGUCUGAUAUACAGUUUUCCCCUACUUACCUUACACUUCAUUUAGUCAAGAGUAAAACUGAUGUAUAUAGGGAAGGGAAAGAUGUUGUCAUUUCAAAAACAGGGAAUAUUACAUGCCCGGUAGAUGUACUUCAGCGUUAUCUAAAGUUAGCUGACAUUCCUGAAGAAUCGAAUGAUUUUAUUUUUAGAUCUAUUUGUUAUUGUAAAUCUUUGAAUAUAUACAAACUUAGAAAGAGUAGUCAUAUUUCUUACACCAGAGCCAGAGAGUUAUUGUUAUCUGCACUUGACAGCUUAGGUCUUGAUAAAAAACAGUUUGGCUUACAUAGUUUGAGGUCAGGAGGAGCUACUGCCGCGGCAGAAGCUGGAAUAGAUGACCGGUUGUUUAAGAAACACGGGAGAUGGAAAAGUGAUAAAGCCAAAGAUGGUUAUGUUAAAGAGAGUAUACUCAACAGAUUGUCAGUAUCUAAGAAUUUAGGCUUGUAA
Messenger RNA from Mytilus trossulus (common blue mussel), 1023 nucleotides. Its product is annotated as integrase/recombinase xerD homolog. The transcript has 2 exons. Gene Ontology annotation, molecular function: DNA binding. The record is from RefSeq and is a predicted model, not a curated record. NCBI's taxonomy places the organism in Eukaryota, Metazoa, Mollusca, Bivalvia, Mytilida, Mytilidae. The coding region runs from base 1 to 1023 and encodes 340 amino acids. Gene Ontology annotation, biological process: DNA recombination; DNA integration.